This is a messenger RNA of Debaryomyces hansenii CBS767, 1167 nucleotides long. RefSeq lists its product as uncharacterized. Bases 1 to 1167 code for a protein of 388 amino acids. Gene Ontology annotation, biological process: phospholipid metabolic process. The transcript has a single exon. Gene Ontology annotation, molecular function: phosphatidate phosphatase activity. The record is from RefSeq and is a predicted model, not a curated record. Lineage: Eukaryota; Fungi; Ascomycota; Pichiomycetes; Serinales; Debaryomycetaceae.
AUGCAUUUUUAUUUUCCUGACUGGGUAAUUAAAUACAAAGAACACCAGAUUUCGGCUUUAUCGUUAUAUUCAUACAUUUUAGAUUGGAGUAUCUACAUUUUGAUAUUAGUUAUAUUUAUGGUAUACGGAACUUUACUUGCUCCGAGAUAUCAUGAAUUUCUGUUGCUGGAUUCGACAUUAAUGUACUCAUAUAGAAGCGAAAAGGAGACAGUAAUACCGCUCUAUAUGUUGAUAAUAAUAGCGGUGGUCAUCCCGAUUAUCCAAUUCGUGUUUUGUUCUAUAUAUAAUCGACAUACUUUAUCGGGUGCGAGGAGGGCAUGGGAUAUCUUUUCUGGUCUAAUGGCAUUGUCAGGUAGUAUGGCUACACAACUAAUGAUUACUUGCAUUCUCAAAAAUAUAUGUGGAUUACCCAGGCCAGACUUGAUUUCUCGAUGUCAACCAACGCAGACUGAAAUGUUAAUAUAUGGUCAGUUGGCUACGGUUGAGAUUUGUGAAACGUUUCUGCGGGACAGCGUUGGGCCAUCCCUACACAUAUUACAGGAAGGCUUUCGAUCUUUUCCUAGUGGGCAUCUGUCUACUGUUUUUUGUGGCAUGGUUAUUACAAGUUUGAAUUUCGCAGGAAAGUUGCAAAUAUUCGAUAAAAGAGGAAUAUCAUUUAAAGUAUUACUAGCUAUAUGUCCAAUUAUGGUUGCUUGUUUUGUAUCUUGUACGAGGAUUAGUGACAAUCGACAUUUUUUAAGAGAUGUCAUCGGAGGUUCCGUGAUAGGAACGCAUGUUGCAAUCUGGUUUUACUUGCAAUAUUUUCCAAGCAUCUUUAAUUUGGAGAACUGUGGAAGAGCAUACCCUCCUAGAAGAAUCGGAGUUGCAAACUUUUUCAAUAAUGUCGGAGGCUUUUGGAAGAUACGAGACGUGUUACCUGGUGCCUAUGUUGAAAGAGUAUUAAAUAAUCCUGGUAUAAUACCACAAUUAUCUAGUGAAUUACAACCCGGUGAGUCAAUAUCUGCAAUGGAAAUAGUCGAUUUAUCAACUAACAUAUCUUUUUUCAAUAAAUUAACUAGUCUCCUACCAGAUAAAUAUAUUAAUCUAAACAAUACCGAUCCUAUAUUACCUGUAUGGACUUCUAGAAGUGCUGACAAUGAUCCGCCAAUUAUUCCAAAGAGCACUUAA